UGCUGCACCCCGGGGCGCACGGACCGGUGGUGUGAAUGUGCAGGGGCUGCUCCGGCGACACAAUCCCAGAGAUGCACAGGACGGACAACAGCUGCGGACGCGCGCUCACAAGUGGAUCCUGAAGGCACAAAAGCGGGGGCUUCUGCGAGGAACGGACCGAAGAGGCAGGACAGCAGAGUGGGGGGGAUGCUCCAGGAGGGAAAGAAAAAGCACAGAUAAAGCCCACUGUUGUUGAAAACUGCUGUUCCUGGAGUUUGGGGGGAGUUUGAAGACAGUACUUAACGUUAUCAGAUAAUUAAUUAGACACCCCAUAAGCCCGGAAAUCAAUUAAUUCACAGAUCAAUAAAUCCAUAGUCUGGUGUAACAAGAGACCUUAGGACUGUUAGAGAGGCUGUUGAACAACAAUAACAAGAGAGGAGUGACGACAACACGGGACCAGAAACACACUGAUUUGGCUUGAAUUUGAAGAUGGAUGGGGGUCUAGGUGAGAUGUCCCUCCACAGCCACCCGGACUUGGCCCACAGUCAGGACGGCAGAGCCAUGCUCCACUCCAGGGACCUCUCGGCCGCUUUCCCCAGGCCCUCCCUCGGCGGUCCCUCCAUGUCCCUGGAGCCCGAGCACCGUCCGCCGGCGUUCGACCAUUCCAUGUCGGCGCUGGGCUACAGCGGAGACUCCCCAUCCAGCUCCGGCAGCACCUACACCACGCUGACCCCCCUCCAGCCCUUUGACGACAAGUUCCACCACCACCACCACCACCACCCCUGCCUGCCUGUGAGCAAUGUCAUCGGAAGCUUCACCCUCAUGCGCGAGGACCGGGGCCUCGGCACCAACUUCUACAACCCCUACGGCAAGGACCUGGCCAUGUCCCAGAGCCUGCCCCCCCCCUCCGCAGGGUCGGGCCUGGGCUCCUCCAUGCACAGUUACGGCAGCCUGGGCAACAGCCCCAACGGCAACGGGGGCCAGAUGAUCCACGGCGGCUACGACAUCCACGCGGGGAACCUGUUCUGCCGAACGUCAGAUUUCGGCCGUGAGAUGUCUCCCCCGGGCUUAGGAGGAGCCGACGCCUCUGUGGGCCAUCAGCUGAACAAAAUGGAGGCUCAUCAGCACACCCCCGCCCAUCACCCUCACAUCUACAGCCAACACUACCAGCCCCCCCACCACCACCCGGGUCAGCAGGCCUCCAAGAUCGGAGAGCACCUGCACUCCUCGUCGUCCGCCUCGUCCUCGCCCGGAGAAGGCAUGCUGGCGGGCUCGCAGGGCGGGGGCGGAGGCGGCGGGGAGGAGAUCAACACCAGGGAUGUGGCCCAGAGGAUCAUCACUGAGCUGAAGAGGUACAGCAUCCCCCAGGCCAUCUUCGCCGAGCGGGUCCUGUGUAGGUCACAGGGUACGCUGUCUGACCUCCUGAGGAACCCCAAGCCCUGGGGCAAGCUCAAGUCCGGCCGCGAGACCUUUAAGAGGAUGUCCCGUUGGCUUCAGGAGCCCGAGUUUCAAAGAAUGGCCUCGCUCCGGCUAGAGGCCUGUAAGCGGAAGGAGCAGGAGCAGAGUAAGCUGGAGCGGAACCAGGGCCCCAAGCGCACACGCCUGGUCUUCACCGACCUGCAGCGCCGUACGCUCUUGGCCAUCUUCAGGGAGAACCACCGCCCCACCAAGGAGCUGCAGGUCACCAUCUCCCAGCAGCUGGGCCUGGAGCUGUCCACCGUCAGCAACUUCUUCAUGAACGCCCGCCGACGCAACAUCAACAAGUGGGCGGAUGAGGGCCGCCCGUCCUCCACGGGCUCCUCGGGCUCCAGCGUGUCCUCCUCCGCGGUGUCCUGCAGCACGGCGUGAUGUUUCCGACCUCGCCCAGAAGGUCCGGUUGGGGAGGGCGCGGUGAAGAAGGAGUCGGGGGAGGGGGCGGAUAAGACUGGUCUAGGCAGAGAUCAGCUGUAAUUAAUGUCCUCCUCGUUAUUUGAUGGAGUGACGGAGCCAGCUAUUAUAGAUGAUUUUAUGAAGCGAAGC
Molecule: messenger RNA, 1998 nt
Organism: Sphaeramia orbicularis (orbiculate cardinalfish)
Lineage: Eukaryota; Metazoa; Chordata; Actinopteri; Kurtiformes; Apogonidae
Gene: onecutl
Product: one cut domain, family member, like
Exons: 3
Coding region: 469-1827 (452 amino acids)
Biological process (GO): regulation of transcription by RNA polymerase II
Cellular component (GO): nucleus
Molecular function (GO): RNA polymerase II cis-regulatory region sequence-specific DNA binding; DNA-binding transcription factor activity, RNA polymerase II-specific
Source: RefSeq, a predicted model, not a curated record